Drosophila grimshawi is the source of this 2275-nucleotide messenger RNA. RefSeq names its product stromal membrane-associated protein 1. Bases 240 to 1841 code for a protein of 533 amino acids. The record is from RefSeq and is a predicted model, not a curated record. Lineage: Eukaryota; Metazoa; Arthropoda; Insecta; Diptera; Drosophilidae. The transcript is spliced from 2 exons. Gene Ontology annotation, molecular function: GTPase activator activity; metal ion binding.
GUUUAGACGCAGACGUACACUAUUUUCGAUAGCAAAAAAAAUUGUAGUAUAUUCUCAAAGCAUAAAAAAUUUAUUUUGUACCUAUGCCAAACGCGCUUAUCCAGCGGCUUGUAACUUAAACAAAGCAGCCCACAACACACACACACACACACACAUAAACUGCGAAACAGAAUACAGACCAUUUAUUGAAAUUACACAGCAACAACGCAACGCAACGCGAUAAAAAGUGCAAGAAAAAUAUGAGUACGUCAAAUGCAAGCCGUAAGGAAACGGAACGUACGAAAUUGAUGCAGGAAAAAUGUCAAACACUUUUAACGCAAAUGCUACGUGAUGACGACAAUAAAUAUUGUGUCGAUUGUGAUGCCAAGGGUCCACGCUGGGCGUCAUGGAAUCUGGGCGUCUUCCUGUGCAUUCGCUGCGCGGGUAUUCAUCGCAAUCUGGGCGUGCACAUAUCCCGGGUGAAGAGCGUCAAUCUGGACGCUUGGACCCCCGAACAGGUCAUCUCACUGCAACAGAUGGGUAAUUCUCGCGCUCGUGCCGUCUACGAGGCGCAGCUACCGGAUGGUUUCCGACGCCCUCAAACUGAUACGGCACUGGAGAAUUUUAUUCGAGCGAAAUACGAGCAUAAAAAGUAUUUGGCCAGGGAAUGGGUGCCGCCAUCGCCACCGAAAGUCGACUGGGCCAAGGAGAUCGAUGAAGAACUGGAACGGCAGAAGCGUAAAAAGAAAACAGCUCAAGGCGGGAGUUUGGGCGGUAUCAGCAGCAUCUCCAGCGAAAAGCGUUCCUCAUCCUCCUCAACGACGACGACGACAGCUGGAGGAGCAGCGAAAAGUGGUCCACUGCCAGCGCCGCUGCCCAAGCCAAAGCCGAAUCAGGUCGGUGGCUGCAGUCCAAAGACUUCGCAUCGUGUGCAAAUAAAUAGCGCCAACAAUAGCAUCAAUGUCAGCGUGGAGAGUGAUCUGCUGGGUCUCUCAUCUCCCACCAAGCCAAUUGUUGCUGGUCAGGAUUUGCAGAACGAUAGCUUUACCAGUUUUCUGAGUGCCAACAGCAAUCCGAGUCCCGAGAAGAAGACGAAUGGAGAUGUAGCUGCUGCAGCUGCUGCUUCGCUUUCAUUGCCAAGCAGUCAGCCGCAUUCAUUGGCCCAGCAGGAGCAGGACUUCUUUAGCCAGGGCACACUAAUCGGCACUGGGCACGACAAGGAUCAGUCGGGCAAAAUGUCCAAGGACAGCAUAUUGGCUUUGUAUGGCAAUGCGCCCAGCAAUCCACACAACAAUCCACAACAACAACAACAACAGCAACAGUUGAGCUUUGGCGGCUUUACGGGCAUGGCACCCGGUGGCUAUAUGCAUCAUCAUCAACAUCAUCCACAGCAGCACCAUCACCAGCAGCUGCCCCAACAGACGCACCAUCAUCAGUUCAUGACGCCACCGAAUUCAGUGAGCAUGUAUAAUGCCCCAGUGAUGGCAGCCCCUAAUGCUUUCAGCAAUGCUCCAACUGGUUCCAUGAAUCUUGGAUUUGGUGGUGCACAGUUUCCCAAUGUCAGCGGUGCUGCUAGCAGCCCGUAUUUGGUUGGACAAGCAGCAGCCACAAAUUUGAUGCAAGCACAGAAUCAAAGUAUGCUGAGUGGCAUGCAACUGUUCGGUGGCAACAACACAGCUGUGGCAGCACCACAAACAACUCCACAGCAGCAGCAGCUGGGACUCGGCAUGAAUCUGAUGCAACCGUUGCCAAGCGUUGGUUAUCCAGCGGCAACGGGAACCUCCUCAGCAGCCUCCUCAUCGGUCACCUCAAAUUUAAAUCAGCAAUUUGGCAAUUUAAAUAUUGGCAAUGUUUGGCAAUAGAUGGCAUUAAUGGGAUAACCGUUCAUCGGAUGCAUUCCUUUAUUUAUAUUUGUUAAUCUAUACUUGCCGAUAUGCAGAGAGAGACAAAGAGAGAGAGAGUUGUAUUAAUUAGUUCAAUUAUGUAUUCCUAAUCCAAAUCCAAAUUGUAUAAAAAACAUAAUUGUCAAACUGAUUUGCAAGAUUUACAUCAAGUGUGCAUAAAUACAUACAUAGAUCAAUAAUACAUAAUUAAAACUAUAUAAUAUAUAUAUAUAUAUAUACAUAUAUAUAUAUAUAUAAGUUUAUAUAUAUAUAUAUAUAUAUAUGUUUAUGUACUUAUCAUAUAUUCAUCCAGCCAUAUAUGUACUACGCUCUAUCAAUAUCUAUAUAUGUAUACUGGGCGAAUAUAUAAGUGAGAGAUUGAUUAUUUGGCAAGCGUACUUUUGUAAGUUAUA